Messenger RNA from Knipowitschia caucasica, 2895 nucleotides. The record is from the annotation of a GenBank genome assembly. Lineage: Eukaryota; Metazoa; Chordata; Actinopteri; Gobiiformes; Gobiidae.
AUGCUCUGGCUACGUGCAGGUCAUGACAUCAGCAGCUCUCUGGAGCCGAACAACAUCGACACGAGCAUCCUGGAGGAGUACAUCAGCAAAGAGGACGACUGCUCAGACAUCUGCUUCACAGAGGUGCACAGUGGUCCGGGAGCACAGUACCCCUCCCCUCAGGCGUGUGCGGUGAGCCCUCCUGUCCCGCUGAGACACUCUCUGUCUGGAGCCAACCCCUGCCCCAGCUACCUCCCUCCUCCCCCCCCACACCGGCAGACCUACCCCUGCCCCGGCCUGGGACCACAGCCAGCCCCCGUCAAGGCAGAGCACAGGGGCCCCUACGUACCAGGGACUCUCCCAGAGUCUCCUCCAGACUCCAGCUCAGAGCCGUACUCUCCUCAGCAGGUGAAUGAUCCCCACAUGAUCCGGACCAUGACUCCAGAGAACAUGUGUCACAUGACCCCGCCCCUCCCUCCGGGACACUACCCCAACAUGCAGAGGGACCUGUUCCUGAAGCCGGAGCCCAUGGUCACACAGUACUCUCUGGGGCCCACCACCAGCACCGGGGACCUGAGCCAGGGCCACAUGCUGCACCACCUCAUGCAGCACCCACAGGGACAGGAUGGAAUCCCUGCUCAUGCGGCCAAGAAGAGGAAGCACACGGACUCUCCCACCAGCUCUCUGAACGCUAACCUCCUCUCAGGUAUCAUCAAACAGGAACCAGGUCUGAUGCAGGACUCGGACAGUUCCUACAUGGAUCCAAACUAUCAGUGCAUCAAGUGGCAGCCGCACCAGCAGAGCAAGUGGAGCCCUCUGUACGACGCAGACUGCAAAGAACUGCCAAUGCCCACGUACAGAGUGGACGCAGACAAAGGCUUUAACUUCUCGCUGGCUGACGAUGCGUUCGUGUGUCAGAAGAAGAACCACUUCCAGGUGACGGUGUACAUCGGGAUGCUAGGAGACCCCAAGUACAUCAAGACUCAGGAGGGACUGCAGCCCAUCGACUGCUUCUACCUCAAACUGAACGGUGUCAAGGUUGAGGCCAUGAACCAGUCCAUCAGUGUGGAGCAGUCCCAGUCGGACCGCAGCAAGAGGCCCUUCAAACCAGUGCUGGUCACGCUGCCGCCGGAGCAGGUUACCAAGGUUACGGUGGGACGACUGCACUUCAGCGAAACCACCGCCAACAACAUGAGGAAGAAGGGGAAGCCCAACCCCGACCAGAGGUACUUCAUGCUGGUGGUGGCGCUGCACGCUCAGGCGCUCUCUCAGAGCUACACGGUGGCGGCUCAAGUGUCGGAGAGGAUCAUCGUCAGGGCCUCUAACCCCGGUCAGUUUGAGAGUGACUCUGAGGUGCUGUGGCAGCGAGGGCAGCUGCAGGACUCUGUUUUCCAUCACGGCAGAGUUGGCAUCAACACGGAUCGUCCCGACGAGGCGCUGGUCGUCCACGGCAACAUGAAGGUCAUGGGCUCCGUGGUCCACCCCUCUGACCUGCGCACCAAGGAGAACGUGCAGGAGGUGGACACCACAGAUAACCUGAAGCGGAUCUCUCAGAUGAGGCUGGUGCAUUAUCAGUUCAAGCCUGAGUUUGCUGCCACUGUGGGGAUCGACAGCACCGCAGAGACGGGCGUGAUCGCUCAGGAGGUGCAGAAGAUUCUCCCUGAAGCCGUGAAAGAAGGAGGAGACGUGGUCUGCGCUAACGGGGAGACCAUUCCCAAUCUGCUGAUGGUCAACAAGGAGCGGAUCUUCAUGGAGAACGUGGGCGCGGUGAAGGAGCUGUGUAAACUCACUGAUAAUCUGGAAACACGGAUCGACGAAUUAGAACGAUGGAGCCGCAAACUCGCCAAACUGAGACGUCUGGACAGUAUGAAGAGCACCGUGAGCGUGGGCACGGCCAGUCAGGCAGGGAGUUACUUCAGCAGAUCAGGGAGUGGUCCUCUCCGGAAGAAAAGCCCCAAACCUGGAACCAAGAGCGUGGCUGCAGACCAGGGCUGCAUCAGUCAGAGGUUCAUACAGGGGACCAUCCUGGCGCUGGUGGUGGUCAUGACGUUCAGUGUCAUAUCCAUGUCCGUGCUGUACGUACUGACUCUCCACCACAGAGGAGACAUGGGCGAGCGAGACGGCCUUGUGCCCUGUGCUGUCUUCAUCUCUCGGACGCCAUUCUUCACUGUGUCUGUGCAUCUCUGUCCUCCUCUCUGUCCAUGGUCCAAGUCUCCACACUCUGCUCUGGGAAUCUUCCAUAAAAGUGCCUUUGCUCCUGUGUCCACAGCCGCUGCACUAGCGGUUACCAACGAAACAUCUACAGUUAUAUUAUCAAGUAACCACUCCACCACAGACCCGCUGCCCACACAGAGCUCUGUGGUGAAAAAGGCAAAGUCUCGUCCUCUGGACAAAGACGGCCACAGGAACCGCCUCAGUCACACCUCUCCUCCGUUCUACUUCCCCAAGUCCAAGAAGAGCCCAGAGCCGCAGGGGGCCGGGACCAACCACCUGCCGCAGGGCCAGCAGCCGAGCACCAGGAGGCAGCGCAGUGUGGCUCCGCCUGCAGGAGGGGGGCGGCCGGCACUGGUCUCUGUCCACAUCCUGGAGACAAACCAAACAGUCACGGUGCACAAGUGUGUGACAGCCGACAACUGCAUCUUCACUGUUUCACUGACUGGAAGCAAAGACUCGUCUAUUUCUAAAGUUACAUUAAAUUUGAGGUUUGGGGGCAGUGUGUGGCUGCGUCAGUGUGGACAGGACACGCGUCACACUGCAGAGACACAGGGAACUCUCCACCUGGUGUCAGUGCCGCUGCGAUACUGGGGAGCCACCCUUCACCUCAGAGCCUCCGAGUCUGGGGCAGUGCGGUGCUCGUCAGACGAACAGAGCUCCUCCACAGACUUCUUCUUCCGCCUCCGCAGCAGCUGUGUCUGA